AUGGAGUCUCCGUCGCCGCCGCAAGACAAGCCUCCCGUCUUCAACUAUGUACUUAGCUUCCUGCUGGUAGGCAUCGCGUGGGGCGGUACCACUCCAUUCAUUCGGAAGGCGGCCAAGUCGCAUAAGCCGCCGCAGCACCAGAUUCUCAAUGAUCCAGCUGUCCAGGCCAGUUGGCUGCGCUCCAAGCUCUAUGGGGCCUUCUUCUCCGUCGUUGAUUUGCUACGGAACCCGCGGUACGCAGUUCCGCUACUGCUCAAUCUCACAGGCAGUGUGUGGUUCUUCUUGCUUAUUGGUCAAGCGGAGCUGAGUCUUACAGUACCCAUCGUAAACACAAUGGCGUUUCUCUUUACAGUUCUCGGCGAAUGGUUGGUUGAGGGUAAAGUCAUCAGUCGAGACACUGGCGCCGGAAUGCUCUUUUCUCUGGUUGGCAUUGGUCUGUGUGUAUACAGCAAGACAUAG
Molecule: messenger RNA, 459 nt
Organism: Beauveria bassiana ARSEF 2860
Lineage: Eukaryota; Fungi; Ascomycota; Sordariomycetes; Hypocreales; Cordycipitaceae
Exons: 3
Coding region: 1-459 (152 amino acids)
Source: RefSeq, a predicted model, not a curated record